Messenger RNA from Thlaspi arvense, 339 nucleotides. The record is from the annotation of a GenBank genome assembly. NCBI's taxonomy places the organism in Eukaryota, Viridiplantae, Streptophyta, Magnoliopsida, Brassicales, Brassicaceae.
AUGCUUUGGCAGAAGCUUGAAGAAGAGAAUCGGGAAUUUUUCAAGGCUUACUAUCUUAGGCUGAUGGUGAAACACCAGAUUAUGGAAUUCAACAAGCUACUUGAGCAGCAGGUUCACCACAUGCAGCAGAUGCAUCCAAGUGGAGUUACUUCCGUCCAAAAUACAAAUGGUUCUCAUAUCCAAUCAAAGAUUCUGGAGAGCUACGAUAAAUCACCCUUCCUUGCGCCUGAAGCUGAAAAUUUCCUGGACUCGUGCGAUAGGGGAGAAUAUCAAGGAGACAACAAGAGAUUGGAGACCAUAUCUGAAGGUUUCAGUUACGAAAACCUCGGGAGCGAGUAG